This is a messenger RNA of Nerophis lumbriciformis (worm pipefish), 3922 nucleotides long. It is a transcript of the gene pdxdc1, whose product is annotated as pyridoxal-dependent decarboxylase domain containing 1. Gene Ontology annotation, biological process: carboxylic acid metabolic process. Lineage: Eukaryota; Metazoa; Chordata; Actinopteri; Syngnathiformes; Syngnathidae. Gene Ontology annotation, cellular component: intracellular membrane-bounded organelle. The record is from RefSeq and is a predicted model, not a curated record. Gene Ontology annotation, molecular function: carbon-carbon lyase activity; pyridoxal phosphate binding.
GUCACCAGUCCACCUGACUGGCCUCUCUCUCUCUGGGGCGUGACGUCAGCAUUGCCAGCGUGGAACGCACGUCGAGCCGCCAUACCAGGAAGUAAAGCGCACGUAAGCAGAACAAAGCAGGAAACACUUGACUUUUCAGUCCAACAUUUCGGCCUCCUUUCAACCGAACUCCAUGACGGGACUCGCCGGCAUUUCUUCGCCUUAGGCCGCUUCGUGGGACGCUGCAAUUGGAGUGUGAAGGCCCACACGCACACCUUUGAUGGUGAUGGACUCCACAUUGGUUCAAGUGGACAAGAAUCUGACAGAAGCCAUGAGGAUCUUGGGAGAUGGACAAAGAGAGCUGGAAGCAGGAACAGGGAGCUCACUCUUCAGUAAAACCAGCAUACCCGCCCCCCUGCAGGGAGACGGUCAGGAUGUCGCCACGGUACUGCACCUCGUUCACAGCCUCAUCCAUGAAAAGGAGGAGGGAGAAGACAAUCCAAGCCCACAGAUGCAGAAUGUGGGUGAACAAGGUCACAUGGCACUACUGGGGCACAGUCUGGCAGCCUACAUCUCAGUGAUGGACCGAGAGCGACUUCGGAAGCUGACUACUCGGAUCUUGUCUGAUACCACACUGUGGCUCUGUAGACUGUUCAGAUAUGAGAACGGUUCAGCCUACUUCCAUGAAGAUGACAGGGAAGGCUUGGUCAAAGUUUGUCGACUUGUUAUCAACGCUCGCUAUGAAGAGUAUGCCUCUGAAGGCUAUGCCGUCCUCAGCUCAAAACAGCCUGUCAUCUAUCAGAGCGUGUCCUGCAGGCCUGGCCUGGGACAGCAUUUGUGCAACCAGCUUGGCUUGCCUCUCUCCAGUUUGUGCACAGUGCCUUGCAACACCCUCUUUGGAUCCCAACAUCAAAUGGAUGUUGCUCUUUUGGACAAACUAAUCAAAGAAGACAUAGAAAGCGGGAAGCUUCCUUUGUUGUUGAUCGCCAAUGCAGGUACCGCUGGGGCAGGUCAUACUGAUAAGUUGGGGCGCCUCAGGCACUUGUGUGAUGAAUACAAAAUCUGGCUCCAUAUGGAGGGGGUCAACUUGGCUACCCUGGUGCUGGGUCAGGUCAACUCUGCUAUAAUGGUAGCAACCAGAAGUGACAGUAUGACACUGACGCCAGGUUUGUGGCUCGGACUGCCUGCUGUAACUGCCGUGACUCUCUAUAGACAUGAAGACCCGGCGCUGGCUCUUGCUGCCGGUUUGACCUCCAGUCAGCCUGUGGAGAAGAUGCGAGCGUUACCUCUUUGGCUGUCUCUGCAGUAUCUUGGUUUCUAUGGAAUUGUUGAGAAGAUAAGACACGCCACUGAGCUGAGCCAACAAUUGCUGCUAAAGCUCAAUUCUGUGACCUCCGUCAGGACAUUGGUGGAAGAUGAACUCAGCUCUUCUGUGAUACUGAUCAAAUUUUCAACGGACAGUAGUGCAGCUUGCAGCGGUGGUUCAAUGGAGGCUUACAGUGCUGGAGAGAAGGAAGUGCUUGACGCAUUCAAUAGAUUGCUUGGAAAGGAGCUCGCAUUGAUGGUUCCCACCAGUGGCGUAGAUGUAGUGGAACUUGAGGAUGAGGGCACCUGUGUUCGUUUCAGCCCCCUCAUCACGGCUGCAGCUUUCGGGACUCAACUCAAAGAUGUGGAUGAACUGGUACAGAAGCUGGCAGAGCUGGUGCCCAUGAUGACAUCCACAAUAUGCUUGAGACAAGACUUUAAAGAGGAAACUCACCGGCACUCACCUUAUCUCACAUACAUAGAGGAUCGUAGCUGGCCUGGCCUUGGAGCUGUCCGGUAUGAAUCACAGGCUGUGGGAAUCGAUGAUACCAGGAGAAUGGAAGAAAUGAAAAAAAUCACCUCUGAACUGCUGAAGAAAUUACAAGACCUGGACACUGAUAUCAUUUUCUCCACCGGCACUGAUCUUGACGGUGAGGGAAGAGAGUGUGCCAUCUACGUAGGCAUGGUAGCUGAAGACGUUGACGUUGCAGAGCUUGUAAAUAUAAUAGCUAACCUGGGUCGAGACAUUGAAGAGAGUGGACGGCUUCUGGAGAACAUGACCGAGGUGGUGAGGAAAGGCAUACAGGAAGCAGAGCAGGAGCUGGUGAAAGCCAAUGAGGAGAAACUCAUGGAAGAGGGUGUGUUGAGACAGCUACCUUUGGUGGGUUCCAUGUUAAACUGGUUUUCUCCUGUUCAAGCCUCAGUAAAAGGCAGGACCUUCAAUUUGGCAGCAGGUUCACUGGACUCCACAGAGGAGACAUACUCCACCAAGGCACAGGCAGGCAGACUUCCUUUAAAAGACUCCCCCACUUUGUCAUCAGAGAGACUGCAAGGUCAGAGGUUGUUUCGGCGCUCAGGGGCCAGCUCUGAGGCUCUCAGUGAAACCAGCACUAUUGGACAUGCUGAUGGGACAACCGGCAUCCACCCGACCGCUUCUAUAUGUGCACCAGAGGAGGACUCUCAUGUUGCAUGUCAAGGCACACCAGAAGAAAGGAUUCAGGAUUCUUGUGUGCAGAAGCAUGACCACAUGGAGGCUGGGCCAGUCUUGGAGGAAAGGAAGCCUGAAGGCCAAGAAGCCCAGCAGAGUGGAGAAUAGAGCACCUACUUUUGCAAACGUCCUCCAUUUGUCCCUAUAAUGGUUCCAGCCUACUGAUGAUUUAAGACAAAUUACAUCGUGCAUUUAACUAUUUUUGUUAUAAAAGAGAAGAUGGUUUCUCAGAGCGUUUGUUUCCAACAAGGUCAGUGAAGUCGAUCGGAAAAAUGGAUACUGUAACACUGUGAUUGUCAUUUCUAAUCAUUUGUCUUUUACCAGCAGCCGCAGUGUUCUGAGACAUGUCUUCACACACUCACCUGGCGUACAUACAUAUUACAGUCCGACCUUGGUUUUCUUAGUACCGGAUUUUUCGGAGUAUAAGUCGCACCGGCCGAAAAUGCACAAUAAAGAAGGAAAAAAACAUAUAUAAGUCGCAUUUUUUGGGGAAAUGUAUUUGAUAAAAUCCAACACCAAGAAUAGACAUUUGAAAGGCAAUUUAAAAUAAAUAAAGAAUAGUGAACAACAGGCUGAGUAAGCGUACGUUAUAUGAGGCAUAAAUAACCAACUGGUAUGUUAACGUAACAUAUUAUGGUAAGAGUCAUUCAAAUAACUAUAACAUAUAGAACAUGCUAUACGUUUACCAAACAAUCUGUCACUCCUAAUCGCUAAAUCCCAUGAAAUCUUAUACGUCUAGUCUCUUACGUGAAUGAGAUCAAUAAUAUUAUUUGAUAUUUUACGCUAAUGUGUUAAUCAUUUCACACAUAAGUGGCUCCUGAGUAUAAGUCGGCCAAACUGUAAAAAAAACUGCGACUUAUAGUCCGAAAAAUACGGUAAACAAACCCGCUGAUUUUUAGUAGUAAUGUGCGAUGGCACUGACGUUCUUUUUGAUCUGAUACCUAUUAAAAUUCAGGCUGGUAUCGGCGACACUGAUCCGAUAUCGGAUACUUGGUGCAAAUAUGUCUGCUUAAAGUUAAAAAGUUGUGUAUUUCACAUAACGUUGCAUAAAAAACACAACUAUGUAUUAUAUAUUAUAUGAUUUAUUUACAUUUAUUUCAAACUGACCUACCCUAUUUUUCGGAGUAUAAGUCGCUCCGGAGUAUAAGUCGCACCGGCCGAAAAUGCAUAAUAAAGAAGGAAAAAAACAUAUAUAAGUCGCAUUUUUUGGGGAAAUGUAUUUGAUAAAAGCCAACACCAAGAAUAGACAUUUGAAAGGCAAUUUAAAAUAAAUCAAGAAUAGUGAACAACAGGCUGAAUAAGUGUACGUUAUAUGAGGCAUAAAUAACCAACUGGUAUGUUAACGUAACAUAUUAUGGUAAGAGUCAUUCAAAUAACUAUAACAUAUAGAACAUGCUAUACGUUUACCAAACAAUCUGUCACUCCUAAUCG